Molecule: messenger RNA, 321 nt
Organism: Cavenderia fasciculata
Lineage: Eukaryota; Evosea; Eumycetozoa; Acytosteliales; Cavenderiaceae
Exons: 3
Coding region: 1-321 (106 amino acids)
Source: RefSeq, a predicted model, not a curated record
AUGGCCACCAAAGUGGAAGACAAUCCAUUCGAAAAGGGUCCUCUUCCAUAUCCAACAGGUGGUGGUUCUGAUUUUUACCGUUCCUCUCGGGGUGGUGGACCAACUGGUCUUGGUCCAAAGUCUUUUUACCGUCUUUGGAAGAAUAUGGGAUACAAGGCUCUUACGGUAAAUGAAUUUAAUACCUCCAAAUUCUCUGGAAACAUUCAUAACCCUCGAAAAGGGUUCACCUUCUCAUACUUUGCCAUUGGAGUCACUUUUGCAAACUCGAUGGUGAUGCGUGAUGAUUAUGGUGUCAACUCCAGACCGAUCAAUAUAAAAUGA